Messenger RNA from Rhodofomes roseus, 3447 nucleotides. Its product is annotated as glycosyl hydrolases family 31-domain-containing protein. The coding region runs from base 347 to 3352 and encodes 1001 amino acids. The record is from RefSeq and is a predicted model, not a curated record. Gene Ontology annotation, molecular function: hydrolase activity, hydrolyzing O-glycosyl compounds; carbohydrate binding. Lineage: Eukaryota; Fungi; Basidiomycota; Agaricomycetes; Polyporales; Fomitopsidaceae. The transcript is spliced from 16 exons. Gene Ontology annotation, biological process: carbohydrate metabolic process.
GUCGAUGUGGCUGUAGUGCCACCCAUUUUUGGCGGAGUCGUAAUGGUGUGGCUAGCAACUGAUGCGACGCCAAGAACAUUAUACUGCUCUUUGAUCAUGAUCAUGUCCUCCGCCUCUGCGGAUGCUGUAGUUUGCAUUGCUACGAUCCCAUAGGAUUUCUAUCAUUCUCUCCACAAUUCGGCGUCCGUACAAAAUCCAGAAGCUGGACAGUUCCGGCGCUGCAAUUGUGUCGGCCAUCGGGUCCCGUACGCGGUUGCUUCCUGUAAGCGAAGGCUUAGAGCGGCAAGCCCGUGACGGGGAUGCGCGGUCCCGCUGACACUAACGUCAAUUUACGCCGCGCGCUGCGAUGAUGGCUCCUUCAAAAACCAAGCUCGACGUCGCCGACGUUGAUUCGCGUCACCGUCUCACGAGCGCACAGACUACGACGAUGAUGGUGAAGAUGUCGGUCGUCGUCUUUGCAGUGUUGUUGACGCUGGCAUGCGUCGUUCUCUCUGAGGCUACGGGAGCACUGAGGCGAACCCGAAGUGUAACAGACGUCUCUGCGUCUUAUUCUCUCAACGUUUCUACAUGCCCAGGCUAUACGCUCUCUGCUCUGAACGAAUCGCAGACGGGUCUGACAGCGCAGCUGAAGCUUGCCGGAGCGGCUUGCGACGCUUUUGGAACGGAUAUCGAGGAUCUAACAUUGCAAGUAACAUAUGACACCAAUCAAAGACUCCGGGUCAACAUCUUCGAUACUGCAAAGUCACAGUUCACUAUCCCCUCAUCGAUUAUUUCCGUGCCUCCUGAACCUACGGAGAGCUUCACACAGACUUCCGACCUCGUGUUCAAUUACGACUCGUCGCCGUUCGCGUUUUGGAUUACUCGUCGGUCGGAACCUGACGCGCUGCCCCUAUUCGAUACCCGACUUAGCUCGUUGCCUCCCACACCCAUACCGCCUCUCAAUGCAAGUGACUCAUCCACUGCCCUGGAUGGUUUCCCCUUGGUGUUUGAAGACCAAUAUUUGCAACUGACGUCCGCUCUUCCGUACGACGCGAACAUAUAUGGAUUCGGUGAAGUGAUUGCAAGCAGCGGUUUCCGGCGUGAUGUGGGAGUCAAUGGAAGUCCUGGAACGAUCCAGACUAUGUGGGCUCGGGAUGUUGCAGACCCCGUCGACGAAAACAUCUACGGCUCGCAUUCCAUUUAUCUCGAGCACCGGCAUAAUGAGACUACUCAGAAGGCCCAGUCGCACGGAGUUUACCACUUCAGCGCCGCUGGUUCUGACACACUACUCACAACUCCGCCGUCCUCUCCUGUAUCCCUCGUCCAAUACCGUGCCGUGGGAGGCACCUUGGACUUCUACUUCUUCUCUGGCCCCAAGCCGCAGGACGUAAUCGAACAGUAUGGCCAGCUCAUCGGUCUGCCAACAUGGCAACCUCUGUUCGGCCUUGGCUUUCAUUUGUGCCGAUGGGGAUACACCAACGUCUCGGAGACAAAGGAACAAGUGACACGGAUGAGGGAAGCAAACAUCCCCCUCGAAGUGAUGUGGAAUGACAUUGACCUUUACCACGCUGUGAGAGAUUUCACCACGGAUCCUGUGUCAUUCCCCGCAGAGGAAGUGCAAGAAUUCAUUCAGGAAUUGGCGGCAAACCAUCAGCACUACAUACCGAUCGUGGAUGCUGCCAUCGCCAAACAAGUCAAUUCCACUGACAUUUAUGACCCGUACACGCGUGGUGUGGAGCUGGACGUGUGGGUCAAGAACCCCGAUGGGUCCGAAUACGUCGGUGAAGUGUGGCCUGGCUACACGGUAUUUCCCGACUGGUUCUCUGACAAUAUCGAAGACUACUGGACGGAGGCGCUCAGUAACUGGUCACAAGGAGGCGUCGAAUUCUCGGGAAUCUGGCUGGACAUGAAUGAGGUGUCUUCCUUCUGCAACGGCUCAUGCGGUACUGGGGCUGAUCUCUCUACCCCAAUCCCAGUUUCUCUGCCUGGUGAUCCUGGCAAUCUUGUCACGGACUAUCCCGAAGGGUACAAUGCGUCGAUGUGGGGUCCGAGCGGAAAUAUCACGAUCAACGGCACAUUGACGUACGGCGUCAAUGAGCGCCCGUCCGAGGCUGCUGUGACCAAGAGAGGUGUCGGCGCCGGCGAGCAGUCUGGCGUCAAUCUGAACUUCCCGCCAUAUGCCAUUCAUAACGGAUUCGGUCCACUGUAUGUCCAUACUCUCGACACGAAUGCCACGCAUGUCGGCGGAUACGUCGAACUGGACGUCCACAAUAUGUUCGGGCUAAUGGAGGAAAAAACCACGCACCUUGCCAUCCAGAAGAUCCUCGGCAUUCGUCCGUUCCUCAUCAGCCGCUCGACUUUCCCCAGCUCUGGCAAGUGGACUGGCCAUUGGCUUGGCGAUAACUACAGCAAGUGGGCAUACAUGCAUUACAACAUUCAGGGCGUCCUGCAGUUCCAGCUGUUCCAGAUACCGAUGGUUGGUGCCGAUACCUGCGGUUUCCAGGACAAUACGGACGAGGAGCUGUGUAACCGCUGGAUGCAAAUGUCAGCAUUCAUGCCGUUCUAUCGGAACCAUAAUCAGCUGUCUGCCCUGCCGCAAGAGCCGUACAGGUGGGAUAGCGUCGCGAGCGCUUCCCGCACGGCGAUCAGCAUCCGCUACUCGCUGCUACCCUACUGGUACACGCUAUUUGCUAAUGCGUCGAUGCACGGCUCGCCGGUCGUUCGCGCCCUGUUCUACGAGUUCCCCGACGAACCGGAGCUGUUCGCCGUUGACAGGCAAUACCUUGUUGGUAGAGACAUCCUAGUGACGCCAGUCUUAACCCCUAACGUCUCAACGGUCGAUGGUAUCUUCCCCGGUAGAGGCCAGGUGAUCUGGCGCGACUGGUACACUCAUGAAAUCGUCAAUGCGACCUCCGGCGGAAACACCACGUUGGACGCGCCGCUCGGCCACAUUCCUGUCCACAUCCGCGACGGAUCGGCGAUUCUGUUGUAUGCAGCGCCUGCUUACACCAUUGAGGAAACACGACAAGGGCCGUACUCUCUACUCGUCUCCGUGUCCCCCGAUGGGACAGCCUUUGGCACAGCAUACGUCGAUGACGGCCUGAGUGUUCCGCCGACACCCAACACUACUCUGACUUUCGUCGUCGGUAACGGCACACUAUCAAUUGAGAGUAACGGCGACUUCUCCGUCAACCAGACUCUACGGGACAUCACCAUCUUGGGCGCUGCACAGACAAAACCAGAGUUCGUCACGAUCUCUGGGCAAGCAAACGCAACUUGGGUUUACAAGAGUGACAACCAAGAGCUCAUUGUGUCGGGGCUGGAUCUUGACCUGAACCGUGACAGUGACAACGUUAUCGCAUGGACUCUGUGAUACUUAUGGCCGCACAUUGAUGUCUGUUCGACACUAUAGGUUUUCAUGAACAUGCUGUUUGGCUGUAUAUUUCAAAACAAUGCUCUUGAGGCUCA